AUGUCCAGCCUUGCCGAGCGCUUUGCAGCCAUGCAGAUUUCCCAGUCCAAGGAGACCCAGGACCUGGACUUGCAGAAACUCAGCUACGACCAGCUCAAGGAGAUGCCCAUCAGGUUCGGAUCAGCCAAGACCGGCCAGAGUUUUCUGACAGUGGUGAAAGAAGAUCCGAAGUACUGCACGUGGUUUCUCCGCCAGUACGGCAACAGUCAGAAGCUGGAGCACAGAGAAUUUCUUCGGUUCCUGGAGUUGUGGACAGAACGUCAAGAACUGGAACAGAAUGUGGGUCAAAAAUCCACUCCAGCUCUCAUGACAAGCAAGCCCAAAGCCAAGGCCAAGAGUGGAGGGGGACAUGGGAAGUCUUCCGAACGUCCCAUGACGAUCGAUGUGGAAGAGGAAGAAGAGGAAUCCUGGGAUGCAGUUUCACUCCGAGGAAGUCAGAACAUCGACGAGCAGGAUAUUGCUCCCAGAGUUGGCACUCUUGUCUUAGAAAAGGGUCCCCUGUUUGAUCGUACUCAGGAAGCCUGCCCAGAUCAUGUGAUCCGAGUGCUGGAGAUUUGUAAGGGUGCGGACCGUUUCCGCCAGUCUCCUAUUCGACUGAUGCCGCAUGAGGCUCCCCUUCGGUUGACAUUUGGGCUCUUAAGACAGGGCCUUGAGCCAUUCAACACAGGUACAUGGCAACCUUGGGAACACCUCAGUGUCCGAAGGACAUGUGCCAAAGCCCCAGCUGCCAGACUGAUGAUCACGGUAUUUGCCAGACCCAAUGCCAAUGCAAAGAGGGAAGUCUCCUCAAGUGUGUCAGUAUUACCUACCAAGAAACCACGUUUGUCUUCCGAAGGCGAUCAACUGGAGCACCUCACAAAAGAUGAGUAUGACCCACAGCCAGAAGUGCAAUCAGAAGUCUUGCCCACUGACAGUCAAGGAAGCAUCUGGAAUAUCGUGAAUGUGCUCGCAGGGCCUUUGCACAAGCUGACAACAGCGAGAAGCUACGCAGAGCAUUUCUCCGGAGGCAAAGACCUCAUCGAGGUCGACAUAUAG
Molecule: messenger RNA, 1035 nt
Organism: Cladocopium goreaui
Lineage: Eukaryota; Dinophyceae; Suessiales; Symbiodiniaceae
Source: the annotation of a GenBank genome assembly